Messenger RNA from Moneuplotes crassus, 1542 nucleotides. NCBI's taxonomy places the organism in Eukaryota, Ciliophora, Spirotrichea, Euplotida, Euplotidae. The record is from the annotation of a GenBank genome assembly.
UAAAAAUGGAAAGAUUUUCGCUAUCCUAUGUCCCAGCUGAAUUACUCAAUAUUAUACUCUCUUAUUUGUCAAGGAAGGCAAAAUGGAAGCUAAGAGAGCUCUCAAAAGAAUUUAGAGAUAUCUAUGUACCAAGUAGCAUGGUGUCUGUGAAAAUGAGUCAUUUUCGUUAUAAUGAGCACCCUGUUGGGAUCAGAAUUCUUGAAGAUUUGUUCUGAAAGUGCCACUAUAUCCAAAAACUUGACCUUACCUUGAAUUCUGCUAGUGCCAACUUAAGUUGCUCGAUGACAGAAGAGUAUUCAGAAUACUUAGAAGCAUUAUUUGAUGAAGAGAACUCAACUGUUUUCAAAACUUGAAAGACGAUUAUCUUAAAGGGAUUUAGCAUCAACAAUCCUGAAAGGUACUUUUUUGCAAUUUCGCAACCAUUACGUAACUUAUAGAUUUUUCAGAAAUAUUCUGAUGAAAUUCCGGUCGUUGAAGGAGCUCAUGCUUGAAGGGCUGACUAUGGAGGAGGACCUCUGCUCUAUCUUGUAUUCUAUGAGGGAAGAAGCUCAGUUUAAAGAGUCUCUAGAAGAACUCUCUAUAAAUAUGUGCUCCUCAAAAGAUGAAAAUAUUCCUGAUAGUUGGUAUGAAGACCUAGGAGCCUUCCUCGAUAGCUUUCCUAAUCUUAGCUCUAUUUCACUCAAUGGGAUGAGGAUUGGAGAGAAUUAUAUUUUUCUUCAUGAUUCCUUAAAGCGCGUUGAGAAAAUCAAUUUGCAGCAAAAUGGAAUUAAUGCUGCUAUUGCAAUGAAUCUCUGAAAUUCACUGGAUUUAGACAAAUUAGAGGUUUUUAAUCUUGCCCUCAACUGGCUUGGCCCUCAAGGGCUAGUUACAACUAGAGAAAGAUUUUUGGAGAUGAGCUGAUUGAAAGAGCUCCAUCUCAAUGGAAAUAAGAUGUUCAAAGGGCAUCAUGACAUCGAAGUAAUGACCUCCAUUUUGCAAGGGCUUGAUAAUCUUGAAGUACUUUCUCUGCAAGAGAACUCUAUGUCUCCAGAAGACUUUAAAUAUUGUCUCAGAGUCUUAUUCAAGACUAAAACCUUGACCCACCUGAACCUAAGUAGGAAUGGUCUCUCAGAGCAUUCUAUCAGGAUCUUCAUAAAAUAUAUGGAGAAGGGUCACUUUAAGAACUUAAAAUUCUUAGAUUUCUCAUUUAACCAGAUAAACAUCGAAGGCUUUGAAGCUCUUUGUAAGUUUUACACUCAAAAUUACGAAUUCUGCCCUUCUGAACUGAUGCUCAGAGGCAUGAAUUUUGAUUAUGAUAAAGCCAAAUUUAACCUCCAUCAGAGUGAAAACUCUGAGGAACAUAUUUGGGAAUUCUACCCUCAACUCAAGGUCUUGCAACAAAUGAUCAGCCAAGUAGCUAGACCUGGCUUUAAGAAGUUAGCUCUCAAGCCUAAUAAUUUGAGGAGAAAUGUCAAGACCAACUUUAAGAACAGUAUUCAAGAGCUUUACCCACAGAUUGAAGCUGUAUCCUUACUCUUAUAAGGUUUUGAGUUUCAACCUGAA